Molecule: messenger RNA, 2770 nt
Organism: Boleophthalmus pectinirostris (great blue-spotted mudskipper)
Lineage: Eukaryota; Metazoa; Chordata; Actinopteri; Gobiiformes; Gobiidae
Gene: cpsf2
Product: cleavage and polyadenylation specific factor 2
Exons: 15
Coding region: 159-2528 (789 amino acids)
Biological process (GO): mRNA 3'-end processing by stem-loop binding and cleavage
Cellular component (GO): mRNA cleavage and polyadenylation specificity factor complex
Molecular function (GO): RNA binding
Source: RefSeq, a predicted model, not a curated record
CACUGGCAGCGGUAAUCAUGUCGGCUAGUCAAGUGUGCCUAGAAUAGCGCUAAAAAUGCUUAAAAUCCAGUUAUUUCUUUUAUUUACUUAAUUCUAAUCAUUAUCACCAAGUGGCACUUUUAAUUUGACUUAUACUGAAUGUGUGAAAACAGAGAACCAUGACGUCUAUUAUAAAGCUGACGGCGGUCUCCGGGGUCCAGGAGGAGUCUGCCCUCUGCUACCUCCUGCAGGUGGAUGAGUUCCGCUUCCUCCUGGACUGUGGCUGGGACGAGAACUUCUCCAUGGACAUUAUUGACGCCAUGAAACGAUAUGUUCACCAGGUGGACGCAGUGCUCCUCUCGCACCCAGACCCCAUACACCUAGGCGCCCUGCCCUAUGCUGUGGGCAAACUGGGCUUAAACUGUACAAUCUACGCCACUAUUCCUGUUUACAAGAUGGGACAGAUGUUCAUGUAUGAUUUAUAUCAGUCUCGAAACAACUGUGAGGACUUUACAUUAUUCACCCUGGACGACGUGGACAGUGCCUUCGAUAAAAUCCAGCAGUUGAAAUACUCCCAGAUUGUUAACCUAAAAGGUAAGGGACACGGCCUGUCCAUAACUCCGCUCCCCGCUGGUCACAUGAUCGGAGGCACUAUAUGGAAAAUAGUCAAGGAUGGAGAGGAGGAGAUAGUUUACGCUGUGGAUUUCAACCAUAAAAGAGAAAUUCACCUGAACGGCUGCACACUGGAAAGCAUCAGUCGUCCCUCUUUACUCAUCACAGACUCGUUCAAUGCCGCAUACGUACAGCCACGACGUAAACAGAGGGACGAGCAGCUCCUCACUAAUGUGAUGGAGACCCUUCGCGGGGAUGGUAACGUCUUGCUGGCCGUGGACACCGCGGGCAGGGUGCUGGAGCUGGCUCAGCUGCUGGAUCAGAUCUGGAGGACGAAGGACGCGGGGCUGGGAGUCUAUCCUCUGGCUCUGCUCAACAACGUCAGCUACAACGUGGUGGAGUUCUCCAAGUCGCAGGUGGAGUGGAUGAGCGACAAACUGAUGCGCUGCUUCGAGGACAAGAGGAACAACCCUUUCCAGUUCCGGCACCUGACCCUGUGCCACAGCCUGUCGGACCUGGCCCGCGUGCCCAGCCCCAAGGUGGUCCUGUGCAGCCAGCCCGACCUGGAGUCCGGCUUCUCCAGAGAGCUCUUCAUCCAGUGGUGCCAAAACCCGCGCAACUCCAUCAUCCUCACCUACCGCACCACGCCGGGCACGCUGGCACGCUACCUCAUAGACCACCCCGAGGAGAAGAUGCUCGACCUGGAGGUGAAGAAACGCGUGAAGCUCGAAGGAAAAGAGUUGGACGAAUACCUCGAAAAAGAGAAGAUCAAGAAAGAAGCUGAGAGAAAAUUGGAGCAGGAGAAAGAAGUGGACAUGGACUCCAGCGACGAGAGCGACAUGGACGAUGACCUGGAGCAGCCGGCCGCCGCCAAGAGCAAACACCACGACCUGAUGAUGAAGAGCGAGGGCAGGACCAAAGGGAGCUUCUUCAAACAGGCCAAGAAGUCCUACCCCAUGUUCCCCACGCACGAGGACAGGAUCAAGUGGGACGAGUACGGGGAGAUCAUCAGACUUGAGGACUUCCUGGUUCCUGAGCUCCAGGCGAAUGAAGAGGAGAAGAUCAAACUGGAGUCUGCUCUGACAAACGGAGCUAAAGAGCCCAUGGACCAAGACCUGUCUGUGGUGCCCACCAAGUGUGUGUCCAGCAUCGAAAACCUCGAGAUCAGGGCCAGAGUGUCGUACAUCGACUACGAGGGCCGCUCUGAUGGAGACUCCAUAAAGAAGAUCAUAAACCAGAUGAAACCUCGUCAGCUGGUGAUCGUGCACGGCUCUCCUGAGGCCAGUCUGGACCUGGCUCAGUCCUGUCGGGCCUUCAGCAAGGACCUCAAAGUCUACACGCCCAAGCUACAGGAGACGAUAGACGCCACCAGCGAGACACACAUCUACCAGGUUCGACUGAAGGACUCCCUGGUGAGCUCGCUGCACUUCUGCCGGGCGAGGGACACGGAGCUGGCGUGGAUCGACGGCGUGCUGGACAUGCGGGUGGUCAAGGUGGACAUGGGGGUUCUGGCCGAGGAGGGGCAGGGGGAGGAGCAGCCCGAGGAGGCGGAGCUCGCCAUGGACACCUCCGACCCCGACGUGGACCUGAACGCCACAGCGGCCCUAGCCCAGCGCGCCCUGAAGAUGAACCUGUUCGGCGAGGAGGAGAAGGAGUUUUCGGAGGAGAGCGACGUCAUUCCCACGCUAGAGCCGCUGCCCACGCAUGAGAUGCCGGGACACGAGUCUGUGUUCAUCAACGAGCCCCGCCUCUCCGACUUCAAGCAGGUGCUCCUGAAGGAGGGCAUCCAGGCCGAGUUCGUGGGAGGCGUCCUGGUGUGCAACAACAUGGUGGCCGUCCGCAGGACGGAGGCCGGACGGAUCGGGCUGGAGGGCUGCCUUUGCGACGACUACUACAAGAUCCGGGAGCUGUUGUACGAGCAGUAUGCCAUCGUAUAAACCAGGGCCGACCAUAGGACUGAACUGUACAGGCCCCAAACCCGGCCCCUGUGGAACCCACCCUCCCACAAACCUUGUACAUUUCCCCUUUUAUACAUCAGUACACAGUUUUAUUCUGAUUUGUAAGUGAACCGGUUUUGUGAGACGCCACAAAUGGUUGACUGUUAAGCUUCUGGUCCUUGUGUUGUACAGAGUGUGACAAACGCUUCACCCGCUGACAUUAAAUCAUUUUCUUUUUCAAA